This is a messenger RNA of Mesoplodon densirostris (Blainville's beaked whale), 2151 nucleotides long. Its product is annotated as YTH domain-containing protein 1-like. The record is from RefSeq and is a predicted model, not a curated record. The coding region runs from base 1 to 2151 and encodes 716 amino acids. Gene Ontology annotation, cellular component: nucleoplasm. Gene Ontology annotation, molecular function: mRNA binding; N6-methyladenosine-containing RNA reader activity. Gene Ontology annotation, biological process: regulation of alternative mRNA splicing, via spliceosome; mRNA splicing, via spliceosome. NCBI's taxonomy places the organism in Eukaryota, Metazoa, Chordata, Mammalia, Artiodactyla, Ziphiidae. The transcript has 2 exons.
AUGGCGGCCGACAGCCGAGAGGAGAAAGAUAUAGAACUUACUGUUCUAGAUGCUAUUGUGUCUGAAAUACCAGAACAGGAUGAUGAAAUCUAUAAUCCAGAGAGUGAACCAGAUAAAAAUGAGCAAAAGGGUUCAAAAAGAAAAAGGGACCGAAUGGAAUCUACUGACACAAAGCAACAAAAGCCUUCUGUUCUUUCAAGACAAUUGAUUUCUAAGCCACUGAGCUCAUCAGUCAGCAAUAACAAAAGAAUGGUUAGUACAGAAGGAAAGCCAGUCACAGAGUAUAAAAAUGAGGACUAUCAAAGAUCUGAAAGAUACAAACGUCUAGAAGCUGAUCGGAAGACUCGUUUCUCAAGUAGUGCCUCCAGAGAACCUUAUAAGAGUCAACCUGAGAAAACAUGUCUGCGGAAAAGGGAUCCUGAAAGGAGGGUCAAAUCCCCUACACCAGAUGGUUCUGAGAGAAUUGGGCUUGAAGUGGACAGACGUGCAAGCAGAUCCAGCCAGUCUUCUAAGGAGGAAGUGAACUCUGAAGAACAUGCCUCUGACCAUGAGACUGGCAGCAGUGGUUCUUCGGAUGAGCAAGGCAACAACACUGAGAAUGAGGAGGAAGGGGUGCAAGAUGUGGAGGAAGAUGAAGAGGUGGAUGACGAUGGAGAGGAGGAAGAGGAGGAAGAAGAAGAGGAAGAGGAGGAGGAGGAGGAGGAAGAAAAAGAGGAAGAGGAGGAGGAGGAGGAGGAGGAAGAAAAAGAGGAAGAGGAGGAGGAGGAGGAAGAGGAGGAGGAGGAAGAAGAAUAUGAACAGGAUGAGAGAGACCAGAAGGAAGAGGGAAAUGAUUAUGACACCCGAAGGGAGGCUAUCGACUCUCUUUCCUUCACGGAUGGGCCUGUCAGAUCUGGUUCAGGAACAGAUGGAUCAGAGGAGAAAAAGAAGGAAAGGAAGAGAGCUAGAGGCGUAUCUCCUACUGUUUUUGAUACAAGUGGAAGCUCUGCAUCAGAGUCAUAUGCAGAUCAAACCAGUAAACUCAAAUAUGUCCUACAGGAUGCGAGAUUUUUUCUCAUAGAGAGUAACAGCCAUGAGAAUGUGUCCCUUGCCAAAGCUAAGGGUGUAUGGUCUACACUGCCAGUAAAUGAGAAGAAAUUAAAUGCUGCAUUCAGAUCUGCAAGGAGUGUUCUCUUAAUAUUUUCUGUGAGAGACAGUGGAAAAUUUCAAGGAUUUGCAAGACUCUCUUCAGAAUCACACCAUGGAGGAUCUCCUAUACAUUGGGUACUUCCAGCAGGAAUGAACGCUAAAAUGCUGGGAGGUGUCUUUAAAAUUGACUGGAUUUGCAGGCGUGAAUUACCCUUCACUAAGUCGGCUCAUCUCACCAAUCCUUGGAAUGGACAUAAGCCAGUAAACAUCGCACGUGAUGGACAGGAAAUUGAACUUGAAUGUGGAAACCAGCUUUGUCUUCUAUUUCCCCCUGAUGAAUGUAUUGACUUGCAUCAGGUCGUUCAUAAAAUGCCUCACAAGAGAAGAAUGCAUUCUCAGCCCCGGUCAAGAGAUCGUCCAUCCCGUCGAGAACCAGUCCGGGAUGUGGGAAGGCGUCGACCAGAUUAUGAUAUUCAUAACAGCAGAAAGAAAGCAAGGAUUGACUAUGCCCCUGAGUUUCAUCAGACACCAGGGUAUUUAAAGGAUCCACGAUACCAGGAAGUAGAUAGACGGUUUUCAGGAGUUCCCCGAGAUGUGUUUUUAAAUGGGUCCUACAAUGAUUAUUUGAGGGAAUUUCAUAACCUGGGACCACCAGCACCUCGGCGAGGAAUGACUCCUUAUCCUGGAAUGGAACAACCUCCACACCAUCAGCACCAUGCUCCACCUCCUCAAGCUCAUCCCCCCUACUCAGGACAUCACCCAGUACCACAUGAAGCAAGAUACAGAGAUAAACGACUACAUGAUUAUGAUAUGAGGGUGGAUGAUUUCCUUCGUCGAACACAAGCUGUUGUCACCGGUCGGAGAAGUAGACCUCGUGAAAGAGAUCGGGAGCGAGAGCGAGAUCGCCCUAGAGAUAACAGAAGAGACAGAGAACGAGAUAGAGGACGUGAUAGAGAACGAGAAAGAGAGCGAUUAUGUGAUCGGGACAGAGACCGAGGGGAGAGAGGUCGAUAUAGAAGAUAA